Messenger RNA from Dichomitus squalens LYAD-421 SS1, 1031 nucleotides. RefSeq lists its product as uncharacterized. NCBI's taxonomy places the organism in Eukaryota, Fungi, Basidiomycota, Agaricomycetes, Polyporales, Polyporaceae. The record is from RefSeq and is a predicted model, not a curated record. The coding region runs from base 1 to 810 and encodes 269 amino acids. The transcript is spliced from 3 exons.
AUGGUCGAAGUCGCGACCGCUUCUCCUGUCCCUGUUCUAGUUCCUCAGGACUCCGUUUCUCCCUUAUCGGAUGUCACGCUACCUGUGGAUUUCCAACAAAACACUCCGGAGAUACAACCAAAGCAGGAAGGGGACAGCAAGCAUCCUACCCGCGACCCUCACGUCCUUCCCACAUUCUCGGAACGUUCCCAAUCUCCGAUCCUUUAUCUCCCCCCGCUGUUGUCCUCCCUCCCGGUCGGGGUGAUAGUUCCCAAUCACCCUACCUCUUCGCCGGCAUUUGCCUCUCCCAGUGCUCCACGACCCCUUGCUACCGACUCCCGGCUUCCAUCUAUCGACGGGCCGUCGCUGUCCUUGCACCGUGCUCUGCACCACUUCCGCCCCGUGACCGAGGACUACGCCACGGUACCAUACCACGAAGCGUUCAACUGGAACGAGCUGGAGCUCCCCGAGGACGAGGAGCGCGAGUGGUACUGCGUCGCGUUCCGCAGCAAGCGGAAGGAGGGGAGCGACGGAGGACCGCUAUACGACGCGGACAGGAAGGCGCACGAGGAAGCUGUGCAGAACGGUGGUUUGAUCCUGUACUGGUAUGGCACUCCCCACCCGACGACAAGCCUUAACCUCGCCACCUGCAUUUGGCAAUCUCGCGCUCACGCGGCUGCGGCUAACUCGCGUCCCCACCACAUACGCGCGAUGCGCCUCGCCGCGGCGUCAUACGAGCGGUACGAGCUCGAACGGUACCGCCUGAAGAAGGUCAAGGGCGAGCCCCGCGUGCAUGUGGAGCCCUAUGACGGCGGCGACGUCGGGUUUUAGAGGGUUCGAUUGGUAGUCAUCCGAUCGUUACUGACUUGUCUCGGCUUUCUUGUGCUAUACCUGCUUUGCAUCGCUUUCGAUUCAUGUUGGCUGUCGUGGAGGUUUCGCAUAUCGUUAUAUCCCCAGGUUUGACUAGGCUUGUCUCUGUUACGGUAGAGUAGAUGCUGCUUGCACACGAGACUUGAAGCACGCUAUUGGAACCCUGAAUAUAUCCUGAGACU